UCGUUGCCGUGGUUGUCGUCGCCGACAAAGUCGCAUUGCGCGCGCCGCCGAGCCUCUGCGCAGUGCUUCCAGGGCCUCCUCUCAGGGGCAGUCUGAACUUCUCCAUCUCCCACACGACGCGGGAGCCCCGGCAAGGCGAGACCGACGGCGUGGAGUACCACUUCGUGAAGCGCGAGGACAUGGAGCGGAUGAUCAAGGACGGGGAGUUUCUGGAGCACGCCAACGUGCACGGGAACCUGUACGGGACCUCCAUGGCGGCCAUCGACGCCGCCCGGGCGGACGGAAGGAUUUGCGUCCUCGACGUGGACCUGGCGGGGGUGAAGAGCAUGCGCGAGCAGCUGUCGGCGGGUGGCAGGCUUGCGGACUGCAAGGCGCGCUUCGUGCUGAUCCGCCCCGAGGGCGGGGUCUCCGACCUCGAGUCGCGUCUCCGCGCCCGCGGCACCGAGAGCGAGGAGUCGGUGCAGCGCCGCCUCGACACCGCGCGCCGCGAGCUCGUUGGGUACAGCCAGUGCGAGUGGGACCAGGAGGUGGUGAACGUGCAGGGGGACCUCGAGCCAGGGGCCGCGGUGCUGCGGACGGCGAUCAGG
Molecule: messenger RNA, 587 nt
Organism: Prorocentrum cordatum
Lineage: Eukaryota; Dinophyceae; Prorocentrales; Prorocentraceae
Source: the annotation of a GenBank genome assembly